AUGUGUAGGCAAGGAUCAUUUUCAGAUGACCCUACUACUCGUGUGGCAACAUUGGCUGAUUUCUCAAACAUGUUGGCAGUUCCAAUGGCCAUGGGUAUGCGCCGGGGCUAUUUUGCAGUUUAUGUUGGAGACACCCAGAAGCGGAGAUAUGUAGUUCCACAUCUUCCUCAAGUCUUUCCUUUGAAAAAAAGUUUUCUGGCACCUCGUCAUGGGGAUCAGUUUGCCAGGAAAAAGUUGCGGCGGUCUCUAUCUGGUCGCAAGGAAGUAGAUUCUGCACCCUUAGACGUUCCAAAGGGGCAUUUUCCAGUUUAUGUAGGAGAAAACCAAAAGAAGAGAUUCAUCGUUCCACUGUCAUACUUAUCUCAGCCCUCAUUCCAGGACCUGCUGAGUCAAGCUGAGGAGGAGUUUGGCUUCGAUCAUCCAAUGGGAGGCCUCACGAUUCCAUGCAACAAAGAAGUUUUCCUCAGCCUAAUAGAUGGAUGAUCAAUCCUGACUAGAGAACUCCUAGAUAGAUUAGUCAAUACACUUGACACGAUUUUGUAAACAAAUUUUACGACCAGUGUAGAUGUUUUUCCCUCUUGUUUAGGGAGUACUGGUUUAAGGAGAUAGACAGAUUACAAUUG
Messenger RNA from Eucalyptus grandis, 623 nucleotides. RefSeq names its product auxin-responsive protein SAUR68. The transcript has 3 exons. The coding region runs from base 1 to 483 and encodes 160 amino acids. The record is from RefSeq and is a predicted model, not a curated record. Gene Ontology annotation, biological process: response to auxin. Lineage: Eukaryota; Viridiplantae; Streptophyta; Magnoliopsida; Myrtales; Myrtaceae.